Molecule: messenger RNA, 2166 nt
Organism: Plectropomus leopardus (leopard coralgrouper)
Lineage: Eukaryota; Metazoa; Chordata; Actinopteri; Perciformes; Serranidae
Gene: arl9
Product: ARF like GTPase 9
Molecular function (GO): GTP binding; GTPase activity
Source: RefSeq, a predicted model, not a curated record
AUCUGGUGCAAAGUUCCUCCUCGGCUUCCUGUCUGUGGUCCACUUGUUGAGCGCGGAGGAAGAGGAGGAAGAGGAGGACGCAGAGUUAAAGAUUCACGUGAAGUCAAACGAUGGCGUAAACGGGCGGAGAAACAGCGGCAGUUGGUGAAAACAAAGCCCGGCGAUUGAGCGCGAUGUCCGGGUUGAGACUCGCCGGAGCCCUCGGAGCCUCCGCGGCUCUGGCGGCUGGACUCACCUAUCUGAUCUGGAACUACGCGUCCUCCUCCCGGGACAAGAAGCGUGAAACACCGCCGGAGGAAGACGGCGGAAGAGGCCGGGAGGGAGGAGAGGGAGAUGGGGAGCAGAGGAGCGAGGAGACGCCGGCUGAAGCGACUGGACAGUCCAAACCUGCAGAGUCCACGGGGACUCAGGUUCUGGUUCUGGGUCUGGACGGAGCCGGUAAGACCAGCCUGCUGUCCUGUAUAGCCACCGGGUGCCUGGAGCGGGACGUGGAGCCGACGCAGGGCUUCAACGCCGUGUCCAUCAGCAGAGACGACCUGCACGUCGAGUUUCUGGAGAUCGGAGGUAAGCAGGAGCUGCGUCAGUACUGGCAGAGGUACAUGUCUCGAGCUCUGCUGCUGGUGUUUGUGGUCGACUCGUCUGACUCGCAGCUUUUCUCCGUCGCUAAGAGGCUUCUUCACGAGCUGCUGACCUUUGACCCCCAGCUGCCUUUAAUGGUCCUGGCCAACAAACAGGACCUUCCAGGAGCCUGCAGCAUCACCGACCUCCACGACGCUCUGUCCCUCUCCGAGGUCGGAGACCGCAGGUUGUACCUCAUCGGCACUUACGUGAAGAAGGGCGAGGCGGAGCUCAGCUCAGGCGUCCAGGACGCGCGGGACAUGAUCAUCCAGAUGGUUUGUGACGGCAGAUAAAACACAGCGUGGUGGUUGUCACUUAAUCCAUCUGAGAAAAGCUAAUGGGUUUUCUUUGCACCUUUUCACUGAAACGCUUUCACUGCACCAGGCUGGCUGAAAGUCUUUAAUUUAUUCAUGAGAAAACUUUAUUUGUUGCUUUGGUUACGGUGGGAUUGGGGUUCAAAGAUUUAUUUUCAUCCUUUAGUGCUUCACUUGUGGAUGAUGAAACACGAGCAGCUCUAAAGCUGCCUUUAAGUUUUAGUGCGGAGCGUCAGGCGGUACCGAAUCACAGUGGAUUUAUUUCAGGCUGUCGGUUCACUCACGCCAUCUGUGUCGCUGCUGCGUGCAGCUUUAUCACCAGCAACGAGCAAACAGUCUGUUACAACAAAAUACAAAAGCACUGUUAUUACUGAACAGCAUAUUUAAUACCUCCACUUUAAGCUCAACAGGGCAAACUUUUCAUAUCAAACACAGCAAUACGAAGAGAUCUAAAAAUCUGUUACGUUCACUCACUUUGUGCUGAAAAUUCAAAGCGAAAACCAAAACUUUAGGCUUUAAGUCUGUGAUGGUACGUUUGAUUUCUGGUAAAACAGUGACCUCUUUCUGCCAUUUGGGGCCGCCAACGUGCAAAUUUGAGUCUUUCAGCUUUAAAAACAUUAAACUUCUGAGACUCCGAUGUGGCCGUUAAUAUUAGAAUUAAAAAAUAACAAAGCAAAAUUUCAAGAGGACACCACAACCAUGUCAGGUUUAAAUGAAAGAGUUAUUGAAUGAGGCGAGUUUGCUCCAAUAAUCAGCCGUUAAUUCGUAGUUUUAUUAUUGAAUGAGCGGAGUCACCAAACAAUAAUACCAUCCUAUAAUAUUCUUACUGUGUGUUUUUGGUGGUUUACAGCUUUAAAAACAGUAUCGCUUUUAUGACACAAGUUUAUUAGGGUUUACAAAAGUGGGUUUAUUUAAAAACAAAAAAAAUUGAAAAGAAGAAUAUAACCACAUUUUUUUCCUUUUCAGAGAGAAACGCACAUCUUCCUGCCCUUUUGUUAUUUUGUCUUAAUGCCGUUUUAUAUGGUGAGAUCUAUUUAAUUCACUGUCCAUUCAUUUUUGGGAAAUACAUAUUUUUUGUGUGCAAAGCCUUAAUGUGUACCAGUUUUGAGGAAUGUAAAGGUUUUUGAAGAGCACUAUUUUUUUUCAAAUAUGUUAACCACUUUUUUUGUCCCCAAUACCAAAACACGUCCAUCAUACAGUAUUGUGUGAACAGUUUGUCUUAUUUAAUUUUUUU